AUGGCGGCCUGGCGGUUAAGUUUGUGCGCUCGCAGUCUUUUCGCGAUUCGAGGGCUGCAGGCUGCCCCACUUCGCUGGAAAUCCAGCUCCUCCAGGGCUGUUAUCGCCCGGUCCGCUGUGCCCAGUAAGAAGCAGCGGGAAGAACCGACCAUAGAGUGGAUGGAGGACCCAGAGCCCGAGGAUGAAAACGUGUACUUGAAGAACCCAAACUUCCACGGUUACGACGACGACCCCAACAUGGAUGUCUGGAAUAUGCAGGCCGUCUUCUUCUUUGGUUUUUCCAUCGCCCUGGUCCUUGGCACUACCUUUGUGGCUUAUGUGCCCGACUACAGGAUGCUCGAGUGGGCCCACCGGGAAGCUAUGAUGCUGGUGAAAUACCGAGAAGCCAAUGGGCUCCCCCUCAUGGAAUCCAACCGGUUUGACCCCAGCAAGAUCAACCUGCUGGACAAUAACUGAGCCAGGCUAAAGCAGCGCUACCCGCCCACUCCCUGCCUGUUUUCCUGCUCACUCCCCAGAGAAUCUACCAAACAUGUUGAAAGAGUGUUACUCCAGCUAGGCCUGUCAGUUAUUUGGCUAAGGGACCACACCUCAGGAAGACUGAUUCACCUAAAACUAUGCUGAAGAGAUGAGAGGAACAAUUAUUUCCUUUACGAGAUAAUGCAUUUCCCUUUGCAGAAACUCUGUCCUGGAUCUAGUCACCUGUGGGGCCUCCACCUUGUAGUCUGCUCACUACACGGAGGCCUAAGUUACAAAACAUAGCAGUUUCAUUUUCCCUUCUUUUGAAUACUUGCAA
Rattus rattus (black rat) is the source of this 793-nucleotide messenger RNA. RefSeq names its product NADH dehydrogenase [ubiquinone] 1 beta subcomplex subunit 11, mitochondrial-like. The record is from RefSeq and is a predicted model, not a curated record. NCBI's taxonomy places the organism in Eukaryota, Metazoa, Chordata, Mammalia, Rodentia, Muridae. The transcript has a single exon. Bases 1 to 456 code for a protein of 151 amino acids.